Molecule: messenger RNA, 4925 nt
Organism: Peromyscus californicus insignis
Lineage: Eukaryota; Metazoa; Chordata; Mammalia; Rodentia; Cricetidae
Gene: Card9
Product: caspase recruitment domain family member 9
Exons: 11
Coding region: 3074-4801 (575 amino acids)
Biological process (GO): regulation of apoptotic process; positive regulation of canonical NF-kappaB signal transduction
Source: RefSeq, a predicted model, not a curated record
UUCACCAGAGAGCAGGGAGAAUGGAGAAACAGCUCUUCAUCGCCUUUCAUGAAAAUGUGUCAGUUGGCCUGUACCUCCCUAGACAGGGUCCCUAGAACCAGCAUCCAUCACAACAGCAGCUCCCCCUCGUGAUGGUAGUAGGCAUGUCUUUGGCAUGGAGCCAGGACCCAGCUGGGUCUUCCCUCUCCCUUUCCUUAGUCACUGUUGUGAUCCCAGACUCUCGAGUCCCAGGCCCCUUGGCUCUCCAGGAUUUGGUUUUUACAUGUGUUUCAUCCUCUGUUGUGGGAAAUUUCCAAUGCAAAGUAAAAGGGCAAUUGUGACCAGCCUGGUCCUGGUGCUUGUCCAGCUGUCAACAGGGGAUAACCGCUCGACCCAGCGAUGGCUCAUCAUGCACAAACCAGCCUGGCUGCCUACUGAUCGGGCACAUCAUGCAUCCAGGGGCCAGUCUUUUUAGUGGCUCCCUCGAACCUCCACAUUAGAUUUCUUCAUUUUGGAGCACUUGGGGGUUUUCAGGUAUCUUUGUGCUAUUGAUCUCCACAUCGGGCUUAUGGCCAAGAGAUUGGCAUUUUUAUUAACACUUUAAGAAGACACCAUGAUCUGUGUUUCUACUAUUUGAAGACAGCUGUGAAGGCCUGGUGCUGGUUUCCCUAGGGUGACUGGAAAGCCAUGAACCCCUCUCUUUGCCAUCCUGGAAACCCAGGCAAAGCACAAUCCCUAGCAGCGUGGCUUCCAAAGGCCAAAGAGGACUCCUUAUUGCCUGCUUCUGGAAGUUCAGGGCCACUGUCCCCACAGGAGCCAGCAGAAAGGCAGAAGGUCGCAAAGGAAGGGACCAGUUGGGCCUCUGCUCGAUAUAAGCUUCCCACCCUUCCCACAACAGCACUGGGAGCUUCUGCCUUAACUCAGUCCAGCAGGCCAGGCAGUAGCACCUGUCAAACAGCUACACUGGCUGGGCAGGGCUGGCAGGUCCCCACGCCCAUCUCAGGCUGACUCUUGAAGGGCCACCCUGAAGUAGAGGCUGUGGCACACAGUCCAUAGAGGACUAGCUGCCUGUAGCCUGUGGAUUUUGACCAAGCCUUGUCCUGGUGCCUGGACUGGCUCUGCAACUCCUUGGAUUAGCUCCAACUUGACUCCGUGUCCUAGAGGAGAAGGCACAGGGUAGGGAUGCUCUAAUGAUGGAUUGGGGUGCCGUAUCUCUACUGAGUGUCAUAUUGUGGACUGUCAGCUUUGGUAUGGCUGGAGUCUAUGAGCUCAGGGUUGUAGCUAAACCCUUUACCCUAUAGUCCUGACCCUGUCCUGCCACACCUAGCAUGCACCACUGUCCCUGGAUGGUAGGUGAGGGUAUUAGACACAGUGCCAUGCUGGAGAAGCAGCUUUCAGAAGCCUGGAUCCAGGAGGGCCUUGGACCACCUGUCCACAGUGCCCGAUGUUGAGAUUCUCUAUGGCUCCAGGCCCUGGUCCUGGGCUUAUGGCAGGCAGGGAGGGCUCCUUUGCUCCCAGGACACUUCUGCUUCCCUCUGCUCUAUUCUGUAAUAGCCCAAUCAGAAGGCAGACCAGCAGGGGCUGUCCUCCUGUGGGAGGACCGGCUGGCCUGUGGCCUCAACCAGAACACAGCAGGAAGUGCACAGCCUCCCUCUUGGCUCCACCCUUCUCCAGUCAGGGAGCAUCUCCACACUCCCAGAGACCCAUAGCCCAGGCAGCAGCCAGCUGGCAGGUGGCUCCCACAAGACCCUGAGGUAAGUUCAGCCAGUGUACCCUUCCUGGAAGGUGGGUGGAAGCCUGUGGCGACUCUGCUGGGGAUCCUGGAGCAUAUACCCUAGCGCAGGAGUAAGCGCCCACAGUCAGGUGGCCUCUCCAUUUGGUUAAUCCUUGUUCAUUGCAGCAUAGUUCUCCAGUGCUGGGACUGUGUGGCUAUGGGGCUGGAAUGGCAGGCAGUUGGCCCAGGCUUCUGAGAAACGUCCACUGGGUUGACAAGAAGGUGCAGCAGGGAGCUGAGAAGUGCUUCUGAAGAACAAGCCAGCCUGCCAUGGCUGUGUCUAGAGCUAGUGAUCCAGCUUCUCUGGGCAGGAUCUCUGUUCUCCAAGGGCUGGAGACUGGGCCAGGGGCUCUCUAUGGCCACCUUAAUUCAGUCCUAGAGUCACUGAAGCCCCUCAAAACUGUGACUUCACCUGUCCACAGGUGGAAGCGGCGGGUAGUCCCACAUGAGUAAUCCCCCUGUGAACAACUGGCCUGAUUGAUCCCCAGCACGUGGCCUGAGGCCAGAGCUCAUCUGGAGCAGAAACGCACAGGGUUUGCUGGUGCCCAGCUCCCAAAACACUGGAGGGGAGCCGUAGCAGAUGUCUGGAGACUGUGGAUGGCAUUGCCUGCCCAUCCAGUGUACCCCAGCCUGGCGGGGAGAUAGACCCGCUCCUAUGCCAACCCUCACUUGCCCUCCCGGAAUGACACCAUGUCACAGGCAGCUGCCAGGGGGUUGUUGCAUCACUGGCUGGCUAGAGCGGAAGGCUUGAAGGGCACAGGGCCUGUCAGAGAAUGAGGAAGUCACACACAGGCCUGGCUCCCUGGCAGAGUGAGAAAGCCUCCAGCCAACCCGCCUCUCAGUCCCAACCUGGACACUGGCCAGCAGGAGUCCAUACCACCCGAGAAGGAGUAGUGUAGGAUGGCUACUGGGGGCAAAUCUCCCUACAUUCAUCUACCUUCAGGGGGCACCAGAGUACUUCAGUGUAGAGGACAGAAGCCAGAGGAGGGCCAUUGGACAAGGCGUGUUCUCUUUGACCCCAACCUGACAUAUCCAGGUGACUCGGGAAGAAAGUUUGAGGUGACAGGGGGGCAGGACAGCUGCUUGGGGAAGGUGAGCUUGACAGGGUGGCCUGAGGAGGGGCUAUCCCUCAGAAACUGUGGAGCUGAGAUGAGGCUGAGCCCUCAAUAUCCCUAGAAUGAGCCCCUUGUGUCCCUGCCCCGAGCCCUGGCCUGGCCCUCACAGACCCGGGUCCUAUUGCAGGCUGACUGCUCCAGGCCCAGCAGAGAACAGGAGGUGGGCUCUUCCUCAGCUGCUCUCCCCAGCUAACCUACAGAGGGCAUGUCAGACUAUGAGAAUGACGACGAGUGCUGGAGUGCCCUGGAGAGCUUCCGGGUGAAGCUCAUCUCCGUUAUCGACCCCUCACGAAUCACGCCCUAUCUGCGCCAGUGCAAGGUUCUGAACCCGGAUGAUGAGGAGCAGGUGCUCAGUGACCCCAACCUGGUCAUCCGCAAGCGGAAAGUGGGUGUGCUCCUGGACAUCCUGCAGCGGACAGGCCACAAGGGCUACGUAGCCUUCCUUGAGAGUCUGGAACUCUACUACCCUCAGCUAUACAGGAAAGUCACUGGCAAGGAACCAGCACGGGUCUUCUCCAUGAUCAUUGAUGCCUCAGGGGAAUCAGGCCUGACGCAGCUGCUGAUGACAGAGGUCAUGAAGCUGCAGAAGAAGGUGCAGGACCUGACGGCCCUCCUGAGCUCCAAGGACGACUUCAUCAAGGAGCUGCGGGUGAAGGACAGCCUCCUUCGAAAGCACCAGGAGCGUGUGCAGCGGCUCAAGGAAGAGUGUGAGCUGAGCAGCCGGGAGCUGAAGCGCUGCAAGGAUGAGAACUACGACCUGGCCAUGCGCCUAGCGCACCUGAGUGAAGAGAAGGGCUCGGCGCUCAUGCGGAACCGGGACCUGCAGCUGGAGGUGGACCGGCUCAGGCACAGCCUCAUGAAGGCAGAGGAUGAUUGCAAGGUGGAGCGUAAACACACACUGAAGCUCAGGCAUGCCAUGGAGCAGCGGCCUAGCCAGGAGCUGCUGUGGGAGCUGCAGCAGGAAAAGGACUUGCUGCAGGCCCGAGUGCAAGAGCUGGAGGUCUCUGUCCAGGAGGGGAAGCUGGACCGGAACAGCCCCUACAUUCAAGUGCUGGAGGAGGACUGGCGCCAGGCACUGAAGGAGCACCAGGAACAGGCCAACACCAUCUUCUCCCUGCGCAAGGACCUCCGCCAGGCUGAGGCCCUCCGGACCCGGGCUAUGGCCUCGAGGGAAGAGCUGCAUGCCCAGUGUGCCCAGAGCUUCCAGGACAAAGAUGAGCUUCGAAAGCAGGUUCGAGAGCUGGGUGAGAAGGCAGACGAGCUGCAGCUACAGCUGUUCCAGAGUGAGGGGCGGUUGCUGGCUGCUGAGGGCAGACUCAAACAGCAGCAGCUGGACAUGCUCAUCCUGAGCUCUGACUUGGAGGACAGUUCACCUAGGAACUCCCAGGAGCUCUCACUGCCUCAGGACCUGGAGGAGGAUGCCCAGCUCUCAGACAGAGGUGAGGAGGUGGGGGUGCCAUGCACUGCCGAGCCUGCCCUAGCCCAGCUCUCAGACAGAGGUGAGGAGGUGGGGGUGCCAUGCACUGCCGAGCCUGCCCUAGCCCAGCUCUCAGACAGAGGUGAGGAGGUGGGGGUGCCAUGCACUGCCGAGCCUGCCCUAGCCCAGCUCUCAGACAGAGGUGAGGAGGUGGGGGUGCCAUGCACUGCCGAGCCUGCCCUAGCCCAGCUCUCAGACAGAGGUGUCCUGGCAGACAGGGAGAGCCCAGAGCAACCCUGCAUGGCUCAGAACAAGGAGCAGCUUUCACAAACUCAUGGCACGGGGCCCAGCAGCAGCAGCGAACCCCCGGAGAAGGAGAGGCGGCGCCUCAAGGAGAGCUUCGAGAACUACCGCAGGAAGCGGGCGCUCCGCAAGGUGCAGAACAGCUGGCGACCGGACGAGGGGGACCGCGAGAACACCACAGGCAGCGACAACACCGACACCGAGGGCGCCUAGCGGACCGCGCUGAGGCUGAGCAUCUGUGUGAUGGUGAAGGGAUGCUGCAUUUUUUUACUGUACGCCACACACGCGCUGUACAAGGGUUGGAAAAUGCAGCUAAAUAAAAUGACCGCCAAGCCGA